AAGUAGUGAGUGACUAGUGAAUUCGAGUCGAUUUGAAUGCCUAAAAAUUCCGAACUUUAAUACUGGACCCAAAACUGGGUAGCCCAAUAGAGACAUCUGUGUGUAAUCCCUUGACCCGCUCCAUAUCACGUUAGGGUUUUGUAAAUUGCAACACAAUCGUGAAAUUGCACUCUAUCUGAAGUGCUUGCUCAGUUUCAGAUUUUGAGAACCAAAAAUGGGGAAAGCAAAAAAGGGUCCGAAAUUUGCAGUGAUGAAGAAAAUGAUUACUCACAAAGCAAUCAAACAGCAUAAAGAGGAAAUUUUGAACCCUAAAAAGAAAGAUUUGAAUAAAGAGAAGCUCCCUAGAAACGUGCCUUACGUUUCGUCUGCACUUUUUUUCAAGUACAACACAGCAUUGGGGCCGCCUUAUCUUGUUCUAGUUGAUACUAACUUUAUCAAUUUCUCCAUUCAGAAUAAAUUGGAUUUGGAGAAAGCGAUGAUGGAUUGCUUGUAUGCUAAAUGUACUCCUUGCAUUACGGACUGUGUCAUGGCUGAGCUUGAGAAGCUGGGUCAGAAAUACCGUGUUGCUCUUAGAAUUGCAAAAGAUCCCCGAUUUGAAAGGCUUCCCUGUACUCACAAAGGGACAUAUGCUGAUGAUUGUAUUGUUGAGAGAGUUACACAGCACAAGUGCUAUAUUGUCGCAACAUGUGAUCGAGAUUUGAAGCGUAGAAUACGCAAGGUCCCUGGUGUACCGAUCAUGUACAUCACUCAACACAAGUACUCUAUUGAAAGGUUGCCUGAAGCAACGAUGGGUGGAGCUCCAAGAUUUUGAGGACGUGUUUUUAGCAGAGCUAACAACAAACUCCAAAGCGUUGGAUGGUGGUUCCAAUUGCCAACAUUCUGUCACCCCAACAAGACUCCUUAUCUCCUUGCAGCGUUGAAGGAAAAUUGUUGAAACAUCGCCAUCAAUUUUGUAUCUAUAGAAUUUUCUGUAUCCCAAUGACAUGAAUCUUGUUCCGUUUGCUAGUUUCUGAUAGAAAAACUUUGCAUUUGGGAUCUACUUGCAACUGUGUGUAUAGUGAUGUGCUGAAGCGCAAAACUUUGCUAGAACUAUCAUCCAUUCUUAUUAGCCAUAAUUCCUCAGCGACAAUGUCUCACAGAGAAUGGAUACCCAAAGUUUGAGUAUUUAUUUCCA
Molecule: messenger RNA, 1174 nt
Organism: Capsicum annuum
Lineage: Eukaryota; Viridiplantae; Streptophyta; Magnoliopsida; Solanales; Solanaceae
Product: rRNA-processing protein FCF1 homolog
Exons: 9
Coding region: 215-811 (198 amino acids)
Cellular component (GO): nucleolus; small-subunit processome
Source: RefSeq, a predicted model, not a curated record